Molecule: messenger RNA, 517 nt
Organism: Dimorphilus gyrociliatus
Lineage: Eukaryota; Metazoa; Annelida; Polychaeta; Dinophilidae
Source: the annotation of a GenBank genome assembly
CAUGGAAAAUGCAAAAAUAUUCUCCUUUAACGAUAAAGAAAGUAAUGAAAAUGAUGUAAAAGCUUCCGUUGAAAUAUUUGAGGAAAUGGAUGGUUCUUAUGAAAACUAUGUCUGGCCGUCGGCGCCGGUACUAGCUAACUACAUCUGGCAAAGAAGAGAUUUUAUUCGUAAUAAAACAGUGUUGGAGAUAGGAGCUGGAACAGGCUUACCAGGUAUCCUUUGCGCGAAAAUUGGGGCAAAACUAGUCUAUUUAGCUGAUAAGUCCUCGUCAAAUAAUUCGUCCCGUUCGAAGAGUAUAGAGAAAAACGGAGUUGGAUUUAACACAAUUUGCCUGGAUAUAAAUUGGGGAAGAGUGGCUAGGGAAUUAACGACGGUUUUAAGAACGAUCGAUGUAAUUUUGGCGUCAGACUGCUUUUAUGAAAAGGAAGAUUUCGAUGACGUUUUAUUUACUAUAGCUCUUUUAUUAAAUUCUUAUCCAAAAGCAGAAUGCUGGUGCUCCCAACAACGUAGAUGGUAA